AUGGUAAUCUUUAAGGAUAGUGACUUCGCAAGAAAACAGUCAGAUGAUCAAGAGUGGUAUUUCUUUUGUCGGCUUGAUUACAAGUACUCAAAUAGUAAACGAGUUAACAGGACAACCAAGAAUGGAAACUGGAAAUUGACCGGCAAGAUUCGUGAUAUAAAGCUUAGACGCACAGGUGAAGUGAUCGGUACUAAGAAGAAUCUUGUUUUCCAAUACAAAUGUCCUGAUUCUAAAAAAGUGGUCGGGACUAGUUGGGUCAUCCAUGAAUUCCAAGCUAAAAAUUCCCCUCCUGAUGAGAGGGCUCUAGUUCUUUGCAAGUUAAAGUAUAAAGCAAAUGACUGGGCUGCUACUUCUCCUAAUGAUGAAGGUGAACCUAGUCGGGUUAUGGGAUUUGAUGUUGAAAAUACUGCAGCACAGACUAAUAUCCGAGAGGUAGAUGCAGAACAACUGCUACCUCUCAUUGACAGCCAUGUGGAGGAUUUCAAUUUUCCUUUGCCACUGCAGUCACAGAACCAUGUACAGAAUUGCCUUUCAGAUGAAGAGUAUCUGAAUGAGUUUGCAGAUUCGUUCCUGAUUGAUCCAGAUGAACAUGAAAAUCCUGCACAGUACCUUCUCCUAAAUGACGACAGCCCACAAGCAUCAUCAAGUAAAGCUUAUGUUGAGGGUAGCAGUGACGGAGCAACUUAUGCUGGCUAUGGAGUCGCAGAGGUAAUAAAAAAUCACUACUGGCCAAUGGGGAAUAUUUCUUUCAGUAGCGCCCACUUCUCUCAAAAAUUAUAUCAAAGAACGUUAAUGGGAGCAUAG
This is a messenger RNA of Dovyalis caffra, 804 nucleotides long. The record is from the annotation of a GenBank genome assembly. NCBI's taxonomy places the organism in Eukaryota, Viridiplantae, Streptophyta, Magnoliopsida, Malpighiales, Salicaceae.